AGGGGACUGAGCCCUGAGCAACAGUUCCGCUACCUGGGACCGCCGGACCUGUGCCUUCAAUUUUCCUCCUGGUUGGGGUCCCCAGCGUCGAGUCACGCCCUCCAGAGUCUCAGGGGUCCCUAAACAUGUCCCUUUCUCUUUGCUCUGUAUAUUUUUGUCUCCCUCUCAGCAGGGACGCGCUGGGGCCCAGAGGUGACCCCCCAGAGUUGGGGCUGGGCGCCAGCGCUGGCUGAAGGCAGGUAGUCACUUAUGUGGUUUGGGGCUGGGGACAUAUUCAGGGAUAAGGAGAGAACAGACUUCACCUCCUCCCAGGACGCUCUUGAGGCUGUGCCAAGAGGUGCCCGGUUCCUAGGGCUAGGGUCCAGGAGCCUGAUGUCCGGCCCCAGCGAUGUGACCCUGGCGGGCUCCUCAGCCUCUUUGGGCCGCAGUUCCCAUCUGUAGAACCUAGCUUUGGACGCGGUAGGCGUUGCGGUUCCAUGCUAGGCCCUGGGCCUUCAGCCCUCUGUCUGAGCGGAGCACGGAUGGUGUCCUGCUUUGAGCUUCGGGGAUGCAGAUGGGGCGUGGGUAGGGUAGGAAGGCCUCCUCCCUGAGGCCUCGGCUAGGGUUCUAGCGUUGCAGCUGUUUAGAAACCAGACGGGGGAACAAGGACGCACCGCUGGACGGCAAGGUCCUAACCCUCCGCUCAGGUGGGGGCCGGGUUCCUCCCACGCCCUCCCUCUGUUGGGGGCCGCACCACACGCAGCCUGGCUACUCCUGUCCCGGCCGGAAUCCAGGCCUCGGGCCGCAGGAGGGGCUUCAGCUGUGCGGCCCGGAACCCGGGGCGGCCUGAGGGACAGGGGCAGUGCUGCUCGGGCCGGGACGAGGGUUACUAAGGCUUCGGGCGGAGGAGGCCGGAAAGGAGGCCAGGCGGCGGGAAAGGGGGAUGAUUCAUCUGGAGGAUCCUGAAUCGGAAACACUGCAACCUGGGAACAGCCUUGCCCGGGCCGACGGGAGAGCGGGGAAAGGAGUCCGUCUGGCGAGGCCCUGCUCCCAGCACCGGCAGCCCCCCUGCCUCCUGCUCCGACCCCAGUCCGGCCGCUGGGGGAGGGAGGGGCUUCUUUUGCGCGGAGUUGAAAGAAAUCCUAGGCAGAGUCCAGCACUGCCUCCUCUCCUCCUCUGACGGGUCUUGGUCAGAGCAGCCUUCCCGGAGUCUAGCUCAAAUCUCUCCUGCUGCAGCUUCAGUGCUGACCCAGGUCUGGAAGGAGGGGAGAGGCAGGAAAAAGCUUCCUUCCCACGCUGCGAGCGCCCAGACGACAGAGAGAUGACGGCUGGGAGCCCCGGAGACUGCGGGGAGGUGCGGAGGAGCCCCGAGGGCCGUGUCUCUCGCCUGGGCCGCCGCCUGGGCCGCCGCAGGCGCCCGCGCUCCCCGCCCGAGCCUCUGCGGGUGCGGGCAAGGCUGCGGCUGCGCUCGCCGUCGGGGGCGUUCGCGGCGCUGGGGGCGCUCGUGGUAUUGGUGGGCAUGGGCAUCGCAGUGGCCGGCUACUGGCCGCACCGAGCCGGGGCUCCGGGCCCCCGGGCGGCCAAUGCCAGCUCACCGCCCGUGAGUGAGCUGCGACGCGAGGGGCGCGGCGCCGGCCGGGCUCAUGGCCCGCAUGAACGGCUACGGCUCCUCGGGCCGGUGAUCAUGGGCGUCGGCCUGUUUGUGUUCAUCUGCGCUAACACGCUGCUGUAUGAGAACCGAGACUUGGAGACGCGACGGCUCCGCCAGGGGGCGCUGCGGGCCCAGGCGCUCCGGCCCCCCGACGGCCCCAGCUGGGACUGUGCGCUCCUUCCCAGCCCUGGCCCUAGGACUCCCCGAGCCGUAGGCUGCGCAGAGCCAGAAAUUUGGGACCUGUCCCCACGCCGGGGUACCUCACCCGUCCCAUCAGUGCGGAGUCUGCGUUCAGAGCCUGCUAAUCCUCGCUUGGGGUUACCUGCUCUGAUUAACAGCUACCAGCUGAAGGGCCAGGGGCUGCCCCCACCUUGGGGUCCGCAGACCCAGACUGGCCACGUGAUCAUCACCGUGCAGCCCUCUGGUUCCUGCAUUGAACAUUCCAAGUCUCUGGAUCUGGGCCUUGGGGAGCUCCUCCUUGGGGGCGCAGCAGCUCGGGACUGUGCUCACCGAAGCUGGCCACGGCUGGACCGCCUCAGUCUGGGGGGGUAUGCCAAAUUGGGAGAAGGGAACUUGGCCCGGGUCUGAGGAGCUGAGGGACGGCCUACAAUGAGGCUGCAGCAUUGGACCAUGGUAAUAGGACCGGGAGUCCCAAUGUGUAGUAGAUGCUUCAGCCACAUCCCAGGCCGGGGAUGGAUGCUCUGACCACAGCAGCUGCUGAGGCAUCCUGACCUGCAUGUGGGCAAAGAAAUGCCAACCACACUAGGGUCUAGUAAGCUGGAGAGGGAUUGUUUCAAUGCGGAUAGCAGAGUCAUAGCAUGGCUUGGCCUCAAAAAUUUCUGCUUCCACAUGUGGCCUUAGCCCUGAGAGGGCUGGAGGUCUAGGUUAAGAUGAUUGGGAGAUGUACCUGGUGUCUUGACAAACCCAAAGUG
This is a messenger RNA of Otolemur garnettii (small-eared galago), 2562 nucleotides long. It is a transcript of the gene TMEM200B, whose product is annotated as transmembrane protein 200B. Bases 1301 to 2218 code for a protein of 305 amino acids. NCBI's taxonomy places the organism in Eukaryota, Metazoa, Chordata, Mammalia, Primates, Galagidae. The transcript has 2 exons. The record is from RefSeq and is a predicted model, not a curated record.